Messenger RNA from Lactuca virosa, 1072 nucleotides. Lineage: Eukaryota; Viridiplantae; Streptophyta; Magnoliopsida; Asterales; Asteraceae. The record is from the annotation of a GenBank genome assembly.
AUGGAAACGCAAUCAGAAAAAGACGAAUUCAACAUCGAUACUUACAUGGAUGCUCUUGAAACUAAAUGUUUCGGAAGAUUUAUUCUUUGGUCUCCACGAUUACCCUCUACUCAAGACAUUGUCAGCCUCAACUUCUUUGAGCUUCCAAUUGGUUCUGUAUGCAUCGCAGAUCUUCAAUUCAAAGGACGAGGGCGUUCACACAAUACAUGGGAAUCUCCAAAGGGAAGCCUUCUUUUAUCAUUUACAAUGCAAAUGGAAAAUGGACAUGUGGUUCCUCUUGUGCAAUAUGUUGUGUGUCUUGCUAUGACUGAAGCAAUUAAGAAUCUUUCUAUAAGAAAUGGUAUUCCUCCUCUUGAUGUUAGAAUAAAAUGGCCAAAUGAUCUUUACUUCAAUGGGCUUAAAGUGGGAGGAAUUUUGUGUGGAUCAACAUAUCAAUCCAAGAUAUUCAAUAUUAGUGUUGGAGUAGGAUUGAAUGUUGAUAAUGAUAAGCCAACAACAUCCUUGAAUUCAGAGCUCCAAAAAUUAAAUUCUGAUUACAAAUUACAAAGAGAAGAUAUUACAUCAACUUUCUUUGAUAAAUUCGAGCAUUUCUUCCAUAUUUUGAUACACCAAGGAUUCCAACCCCUUGAGGAGCUAUAUUACAAGACAUGGCUCCAUAGUGGGCAGAGGAUUAUUGUUCAAGAAAAAAACCAAGAACAAGAUUUGCCAACAGAAAAUGUAGUCACUGUUCAGGGGUUAACAUCUUCAGGAUACUUAUUGGCCAUUGCUGAUAAUGGUGAAAGAUGUGAGCUUCAUCCAGAUGGAAAUAGUUUUGAUUUCUUCAAAGGACUAGUGAGGAGUAAGCUUGCCUGAGAAACAAACAUCUUUUUUUUUUUUUUUUUUUGUAAUUUUCAUGAGUUGUAUUUUAAAAGAUUAAUAUAUUAGCAUACAAUAAGAGUGAUUGGUGGAUGCUACACAUAGUUAUAUCUUUAGAUUGACAUUGAAGAAAAAAAUAUUGUCUGUGGUGUAAGAUUUAGUUUUGCGUUAUGUAAAGAGUGUUUAUGAAUUAAUUUGCAUGUUCUGAUAUAUGGGG